AUGAAUGAAGAGGUUAUUUUAUUACAUUAUAUGAGAUCAGAAGACCAUAAUUUUAAAGAAAUGCUUCCUUCAUAUAUAGAUCAUGGAAAUUGUAAUAUUUCAUAUGAAAAUAAUACUUAUAAUUCAACAAUUACUUAUGAUAAAUGUUAUAUUAUAAAAGAAAAUAUUGAUGGAUUUACUUAUGAUUCUUCAACAAUGGAAAUUCAAAAUUAUUGUAUGAUAUUAGGUGGAACAAUACUUCAAGAUGUAUCUCCACGAUUAUUAAUUGAUAUUUUAAAUAAAUAUCAUGCAUAUUUAAGAUCUUAUCAUAAUAAAUCUUUGGGUAAAAUAGUAAUUAAAAAAAACUUAGAUAAUAUAGAUGAAUAUGGUGUAAUAGAUAUGGAAAAUGAUAAAACAAUACCAUUAAAUAAUACAGAAGCAGAAAUAUUAAAAAGUGUAUCAAAUUUAAAUGAUAGACUAAAAAUUUUUUUUAAUAGAGAAAGAAUGGAUUUUUUACAAGAUUUAAUUAUAGGUAGUGAAUGUAUAGUUGAAAUAAAAAAUAAAUUAUAUCCUGCAAAAAUAGAAUCAAUUUUACAAAAAAACUUAAAUAGUGGUAUUCUUUUUCAAGUAUCUAUUGAGAGUAGUAGUAUGUAUAAAAAUGCUUAUGGAAAUUCACAAUUUUUUGCAACAAAUGAAUCAAGACAACCUAUAUUUUUGGGACCAGAAAAGAUAUAUUCUAAUUAUGGUAUAUCAAAUAUAUCUCCUAAUAUUAUAAGAAAUGGUGAUAGAAUACAAAUAAGACAAAGAGCAUCUAGUCAAAGUGCAUUAAGAAAUCCACAAUAUUCAAAUUAUGAUAGAUAUCCAAAUAAUAUGAUAGCAGGAUCAAAUAGUAUGCAAUUUUCACAAAUAAAAUAUCAACCAAAAAUUUUGUAUGGUAAUUAUAACAAUUUAGGAAAUUCAAAUGAUAUGAUAACACCUUCAAUAACAUAUGAUGGUAUAUCACAACAAUAUUAUAAUAAUGGUAAUAAUAAAUCAUUACAAAAUGGAACAUCAAUUAUAAAAAAAAAAGAAGAUCAUUCAUUUCGUAAAGCUAUAGGUAAAAGUAUAAAUAAAGGAAUAGAUUUAAUAAAAUCAAAAUCACAUACAAAAAUUGGUAGUAAAAUAAUACCAUAUAUUUCAUCAAAUAUUAUUAGUGAUUAUUCUCGUGGAUCAUUUGAUUUAACAGAAAGAAUAAUAUUUUGUGAUGAAGAAGGUGGUAAACAUUUUGGUACAGUAAAAUAUUAUGGAUUAUUAUCAUCACCUAGUUUAGAUAAUUUUAUUGGUAUACAAUGUGAUGAUGAUGAUAUUGGUUUUGGGAAUGGUGAAUUAAAUGGGAAACGUUAUUUUCAUUGUGAUGAUGGUAAAGCAGCAUUUGUACAUUCAAAAACUUGUUGGAAAAUGUCUGAUUAUGAAUAUCAAAAAAAAAUAAAUGAUGAAAGAAAAAUAAUAAUGAAUAGAGGAAAAGAAAUUAUUAAUGAUAUAGAAUUAAAAAGAAAAUUAAAAUAUGAUAAUAAUAUUAGUAAUAAUAAAGAUGAUAUAAUUAAAACAUCAUCAUUAAUAUGUUCAGGAGAACCAUAUGGUCCACCACCAUCAUAUAAUGAAACAUUUCAAAAUGAACAACAACAACAACAACAAAUAAUAAUUAGUAAUUCAUCAUCAAUAAAAAAUUUUGGUAAUAUAGAUAGUGGUAUAGAAGAAAAACCAUCACAACCAUCUAAAAAUUAUGAUUCAUUAAUAGGAAGAUUUAAGGGUAUACAAGGACAUAAUAAUAGUUGUUAUUUAGAUGCAACAUUAUAUUCAAUGUUUUUACAAUCAACAGAAUUUGAUAAAUUAAUAUUAGAAAAAAAAAAGACAUAUGAUGAUAUAAAAGAAUUUAAUGAAAUACAAAAAAUUUUAAAAAAUGAAAUAGUUUAUCCAUUAAGAAAAUUUCAUUUUGUUAGAGCUGAUCAUGUAUUAAAAUUAAGAAUAUUAUUAGGUAAAAUUUUAAAUGAUGAAAUAGGUAUGACAUCAAAUGAAAAAGAUCCAGAAGAAUUUAUGAAUGCAUUAUUUGAAAAAGUAUUUAAAAUAAAGCCAUUAUUAAGAUUACGUAAUAUAAAUGAUGGUAAAAUUCAUGAUACAUUUUUUUGUCCAUUAAUAGCAGAUGAUUCAUGGACAUUACAACAAAGAAAAUUAAUGAAUUUACAAUAUUUAUUUGAUCGUUCAAUAUUUUCAUCAACAAUUGAAUUAGCUGAAAUUCCUAAUCUUUUAAUAAUACAAUUACCAAGAAGUGGUGAAAUAAAAAUAUUUGAAAAAAUUGUACCAACAAUGAUAUUAGAUAUUUCAAAUGUAGUAUAUACAAAUACAAAAAUAUGUAGAUUAUGUAAAAGAUAUCCAGCAACAAAAAAAUGUCCUGAAUGUUUUUUAACAAAAGAAUGUUAUUUAAAAGAUGUAUUUUAUUGUACAAGAUGUUUUAAAGAAGGACAUAAUGAUAUUAAUUCAAAUACACAUGUACCAUGUGAUGUUAUUACAAAAGAUAUAUUAGGAUGUAAAAAAAUUUUAUUAAAAUUAUCAGCUGUAUUAUGUAUUGAAACAUCACAUUAUGUAUCAUUUGUAAAUUGUAAUGUUAAUUCAAUAACACCUGAAAAUGAUCGAUGGGUAUUUUUUGAUUCAAUGGCAGAUCGUGAAGGUUUAUCUGAAGGUUAUAAUGUGCCUACUGUAAAAGAAGUGCCAAAUUUAUCUAAAUGGUUAACAGAUGAAGGUUUUAAAAAAUUACAUGAAAUAUUAUUACAACAACCACAAUCAUCAUCACAACCAUUACAAUAUGAUAAUGAUUUAUUAUUAAAAAGAUUACUUGCUGAUUGUUAUAUAUGUAUUUAUCAAUAUACAGAUGAAUUAAAUGAUUGUGAGAGAGGAUUAAAUAAAUCCUCAUCACGGGUGUAA
Molecule: messenger RNA, 2937 nt
Organism: Strongyloides ratti
Lineage: Eukaryota; Metazoa; Nematoda; Chromadorea; Rhabditida; Strongyloididae
Product: CAP Gly-rich domain-containing protein
Exons: 4
Coding region: 1-2937 (978 amino acids)
Biological process (GO): protein K63-linked deubiquitination
Cellular component (GO): cytosol
Molecular function (GO): K63-linked deubiquitinase activity; cysteine-type deubiquitinase activity
Source: RefSeq, a predicted model, not a curated record